This is a messenger RNA of Plasmopara halstedii, 1869 nucleotides long. RefSeq lists its product as uncharacterized. The transcript is spliced from 2 exons. Bases 1 to 1869 code for a protein of 622 amino acids. The record is from RefSeq and is a predicted model, not a curated record. NCBI's taxonomy places the organism in Eukaryota, Oomycota, Peronosporomycetes, Peronosporales, Peronosporaceae.
AUGUAUAUCUGCCCCUUACCGUAUCUUCUAGCGGUGUCUAUGACCGCAACUGCUUAUGCGAGGAAUGAAUCCAUGACAUCUUCACUACUUGCGACACAAUCGCUGAACUUCACCCAAGACAACGCAUUUUCAAAUGACAACGACUCCACUCAAGCCCUAUCUGGAAUUCCUGACGAAGCAAGAAGUAGGGUAAACCUUCUUCCAGAAGCAUCUUUGGAGUAUGCACCUGGAUCGGUUCCAACCGUAGUGAGAAAUAUCUUCAGUCGGGCUGACAUAUCGAAAUUGAGCAACUCUGUGAAAGCGCUCACAUUGAGGGUGAAGUCGCAGAAAAAUGCGCCUGUCAAGCAAGCUUCUCAUCUUUUGGGUAAGACUGCGCAAUUGGAGAAUCUUAUCGAGACGAAAGAUUGGAGAUUCUGGGUCAGGGACAUCACCAAGCAUAUCAAAUCAAAACGGAAUGAGGAUUCCAUCGAAGACCUCUAUGAAGAUGUCGCGGAGGUCAUGGCAAUUGAGCUGGGUGAACGUCGAUUCUUCGAGACGCAUACUUAUGAAACCAAGAUUCAAAAGGCUGCCCUUAUUGCCACGACGCUUCUAGAAGCGAGAUGUCAGCGUUUGGCUAAGCGGAGUGCACCAAGCAUAUUGUUUCACACACUAGGCCUCAACAAGCCUGAAGGUAAUGUCUUCGACAACAAGCUUUAUCCGAUUUGGCAAUAUGUUCUACACAUUCACAAAGACACGUCACCAACCUCUCGCAUCAAUGAAAUUGGAAUUUUACGAACGUAUUUUGAUACUGCCGAAUUGAUUGAGAUGGUCACUUCAUCGGUUCGUCUGAAGUCUGAUACGCGAAAAACGAUGCUCAGCGAACUUGUACCAGUAUGGGUGAAGUCUUAUUCUUCUCGUGCAGUGGAUGUUCCAGCAGCAGCAGACGGCAUUAUUAAAUCUUUAAGAGGUUGCCUCACCGAUGUCGAGUUGACAAAGAUGUUCGCUUCAUUGUAUGAUACAUACAAGCCCGUGUGCACGAAGAUGUUGCACCAACUCGUGCUGGUAUGGGUGAGCGAGUCUAUCCCACCGAGACAUGUACUUGAAACAAUAGUCUCUAGCGAUGCAAGAUAUCUGACGAUGGGCAAAAGGAAGCUGCAAAUGGGUCUCAACAAGCUGUUAGAUGAGAGAAGUGGGGCUGUUAGUCCAGUGCUGUGGACUUAUAUCGACUUCGUAGGAGAGUAUCUCGCGCUAUUUUCAACAACCGAGACAAUGACCAUGACAUUGAAGCUGCUUGAAUCGAAAAAAGUGUUGUGUCUUCACACGUCACAAGAAGAGUUUCCAUUGCAAGCACUCUUUGAAGAUUUCACAACUGCGUAUUUCCACCGGAUCUCUACUGCUUCGGUUGAGUGGUUCAAGGGCUUCAUAUCUUCGACGGAUGAGAAUGUUUUGAAUACAGUCACAAAUGGUUUGCUGAAUAAUCAUGUAGACCCGAUGUUCGUGUUCGAAAUGGCGGGGCUUAACGUGAAUGUGGAAAAUCUAUUUCAGAAUCUUCAUUUGCUCAUCUACUAUCAGCGCUACAUCGACAACUUCAGUAAGUUGUACCCAAAUGAAAGGAUAACAAUGAUUUACACGCUCAGCCAAUAUUUUCACCAAAAACAAUUGGCGAAUGUAUUGCAAGCGGCGACUGGUGAUCCUGAUCUGUUUGUUAAAACGAUUGCAACGAAUUAUCAACAAGUUCAAUUUACGGAGUGGAUGAUACGAAAGUGGAAUCCGACGUCUGUUAUCUCUACGCUGGGCUUCGAUAUUACUCUUGAUUCGGACGUUGCCGUUUUAAAAGCGUUUAAACAAAAGUACGAGUCGGAAAGCGUAGCGUUAGUUUCAGGUGGUUAA